AUGGCUACUAACAAAAUGAUAGUUCCUCCAAAGAAGAUGAGCUUACAAGAGUUCUUCACCGAUAAAACACUUGGAGGUGGCUCAUGGGCAGAUGAUGAAAUUGAUAUUUCUUCAAUUUCAGUCCCCAUAGAAAAGAAUAGACACCAGUAUCAUGAUCAUGAUUCCUUUGGAUCAGGCUAUAACUCCUUUGGUGGAGGCGGUAGAGGUGGCUCUGGCAUGUAUGACCAUGGACCUCCAUAUAUUGUGAAACUAUUGAAUUUACCGGUUAAAUGUGAUGAUAUGUUUGUUGAAGAUUUAUUUCAGAGUCGAUUCACACCUUAUGUCAAGUUUAAAGUAGUAGUUGACCCUUGUUCCAAUAUUUUAGAAACUGGGAUCGUGAAGAGAGUGGCAUUUGUUGAACUUCAAUCGUUUCAAGAUUUAUCAAGAGUUCUUAAAUGGCAAGAUUUAUACUAUAUGAGAGGAAGAAGAGUGAUUGUUGAGUCUGCUGAUUUUGGUGAUUUUCAACAUACAAUGCAAUUCAACAAAGAACAUGAAGAUCAAAUCAAUAGGAUCAUUCAGGAGUAUCUGGAAAAUAGGGAGAGAUUACCUCCAGCAAGUGAUUCGGCUUACAGGCCUCCAAGAGGGUUGAUGCAUGGUGGUACCACUACAACCACCCCCACCACAAUGAGAAGUAUGAACACUUCAAGAACUAUUCACCCCAAUGCUCAUUCUAAUACUCUUAAUGAUAUCAAUGCUCCAGUGUUGGGUGCUAAUCAACUGAAACAACCACAACAACAACCCAUACUUAUACUGAAACCGGUAAUUGCUCAACCUCCUCCUGUUCCAAAGGUGAACCCUUUUGGAAAUGCUAAACCAGUUGAUGUUGUUGCCAAACUGAAGGAAUUGGAUCUGAAGUUGAUUCAUGUUAAUAACACCACUAUAAAAACGUUGGGCUCAGUACUUGAUAGUGACCUUGAACGGGAGAAAGCAUCUAUUAGGAGGAAUUCUCAUUCAAGUGGAAAAUCACAGCCUUCAAGAGGUUCAUUUUCAAAUGAUAACAAAGCAGAUUCUUCAACAUCUCCUGUUAUACGUAGAGCUUCAAUUAAUCUUUUGAAAAGAGAGGCUGAUACAAAGGCUCCGGAACAAAGCAAGACAGAAGAUUUUCAUAAUACCAAAGAAAAGGAGUCGACUUCCAAAUUUCGACCUGCUCCUAUGCCAGCAGCCAUUAGUUAUGGCUCUGGAGGGAAUGGUGCAAGUCUUGCAGAUAUACUUCGAACCAAAAAAGAAGAUUCAAUGAAUGGACACAAUAGUAAGGGCUCAGGGCGGAAUUCUAAACCUGCAAAGCAAACCAUAUUAAUGAAGAAACCUUUAUCCUCCACACCUCCAGUUGAUUUAGGACCGAAAGAAAGUGAAGGUAAUGUUGAACAACAAGCACAGGAAGCAGCAAAAGAAGAAGAACAAGAAGUAUUAAAAGCCAAAACUCAGCCUUCUGAAACAGAAGCAAUAGUAGUGAGCGAAGAGGAGAAACAAGAAUCCAAGGCCAAACGAGAAAAAGAGAAAGAGAAAGAGAAUGUUAUUGGACCGGAGAUUACGCAGGAUAUAAAAGAACGUGGUUCAAGAAGAAAGUCUCGUGGCGGUAGAAACGAAUCAAGAACUGACUACGAAAGACGUUCUACUACUGAACCGAAACCAGAACUGAUUGGAAAGGCUUCAGUUAGAGGAACCAACGGUAGAUAUCCCAGGAACUACAAUAAUCGUCGUAAUCCUCCAUUUGAUAUUGAGGGUGAUCAUAAGAAGGAUUCCAUUGAAACAAAACCUGCAAAGACAUCCAUUGAAGAACAAAAUGGAAAUGUCAAUGAAAAGAAAGAAGCCUCCAAAUCAGAUAUUGAUUUCAAAACUCAUUUGAAGGAACUUGUUGAGCAAGGAAUUCCAACCAAACACUCCAACAAUAAUGAUAGCCAUCGUGGUAGAGGAGGCUACAGAAAUGGUGGAGGAGUUCGGGAUCAUUACCAUUCAAAGGGAGAUGAAGAAAACGAUGAUUAUGGUCCUAGAGAUCGAUACACUCCUAAUGGAGGCCGUCAUAUUCAUAGAUAUCAUAGAGUAAAUUCCAGAACUCGCCCGAAAACAGACACUUAUAUUCCUUCCUAUCUGAAGGAAGGUGAGGGAGUAGCCAAGCAGGCAUCUGUACUGGCUUCAGGACAAGGUCAAGCACCAGGACCAGCACCAGCUCAAGCACCAGGACCAGCACAAGCACCAGCUCAAGCACAAGCACAAGCACCAGGAUCAGGGCCAGGACCAACAGCUUCAACAGAACUAGUUCCUACAACAGCAGCCACCGAAGGUCAUGAAGGCAUUCCGUCCCGUCGCGGAACAGAUUCCAACCAUAACGGAGAGUUCAACGAAGGAGGUAGAGGUGGCCGUGGAUACAGAGGCCGGGGCCGAGGCCGAGGAAGAGGAAGAGGAAGAGGGCUGAGUUUCCGUGGAGGACGUGGAGGACGCCGUGCCACUAAUAGUAAUACUGAAUGA
Messenger RNA from Lizanozyma spartinae, 2505 nucleotides. RefSeq lists its product as uncharacterized. The coding region runs from base 1 to 2505 and encodes 834 amino acids. The record is from RefSeq and is a predicted model, not a curated record. NCBI's taxonomy places the organism in Eukaryota, Fungi, Ascomycota, Pichiomycetes, Serinales, Debaryomycetaceae. Gene Ontology annotation, molecular function: RNA binding. The transcript is spliced from 2 exons.